Messenger RNA from Gilbertella persicaria, 1695 nucleotides. RefSeq lists its product as uncharacterized. Gene Ontology annotation, molecular function: DNA-binding transcription factor activity. Bases 11 to 1636 code for a protein of 541 amino acids. The transcript has 3 exons. NCBI's taxonomy places the organism in Eukaryota, Fungi, Mucoromycota, Mucoromycetes, Mucorales, Choanephoraceae. Gene Ontology annotation, biological process: regulation of DNA-templated transcription. The record is from RefSeq and is a predicted model, not a curated record.
CUUUUCUUCAAUGACUGAACUUUCAUUUGAACAUUUCGACCCUGAAAUUGAACUAUGCAAUUUAGAUAUACAUGGAAGGCCUAUCAAACCGCGCAGAAAACCAGGCAGAAAACCCAAUCCACCGUCACCUGCCCAACGCAAAGCUCAAAAUAGAGCUGCUCAACGUGCAUUUCGUGAACGUAAACGACAGGAAAUGCAUAACGCAGAGACCAAUAUCAAAAAAUGCAUUCAUAUGAGAGACCUAGCAAUCAAACAAGUCAAGCAGUUAGAACAAAAAGUCGAUGAACUUUUGUAUGAAAACAACUUUCUCAAAGGACAAGUGCUGACUCUAAAAAUUGCAUGCAUGGCAAAUCGAGUAGAUGUGCCAAAAUUUUGGGACACUGGUAUCCGAGAUAAAAUGGGAUCUGAUAUAACAACAUCUUCUCGGACAAGGGAAUUUCCACAACCACUGGAGUUUUUUCUGGACAAUAAAAAAUUCAUUAUCACAAUGAAUGUGAAUGAUCUAGCAGCAUAUACUCCUCCUCCAUCGGAUGCUCCCAUCUCGCCUGAUUUAUCGACAGAUCAACAAAUGCCAACACAAGUAGUCAAUGACAAUAGCUUUCUACUUGAUUCCUUACUCUCGCCUCCGCCUGAUCAGCAAUCACCAUUAGCCGGUUUACUUCAAAUGGAUGAUAUUUCAAACCUUAUCCAAGCAGCUUCAACUGCUGAUAUUGAUCCUAUGUUAAUUGACUAUUUAAUGCAGCCUAAUACAAUGAAUGAAAUAAUGAGCGUCAUUAAAGAUGUGCCACCUGAAUUAUGGUUGACUUUGAUACCACCGCAAUUAGUUACACUCAUUCCACUAGAAAUUCGAUCUUUUAUCACGACUGUUCAAGAAGAAUCCAUACAAAAGCAGCAUCAGCAACAGGAAGUUAUCUCUACACCUUCUACCACUACUACUCAAUAUGAUACUACAUUCAAGCCUGCAAUGCCCGUAGAAGAUGAUUUUUGGACUGAUAUUAAAGACCCUGUAUCACCAUCUGCAGCCAAUAAAGUAUACGUAGCUGGACCUAUAUUACCAUUAGAUGCUGUAAAUCAAAUGCGGGCUAUACGAGAUCAAAAUGAUAGCCAAUAUUUAUUGAAACCUACUGAACUUCAGCGAAGAAUUCCUCAUGACCCAAGAAUUGAUUUAAUUCCAGGACCUACUAUGCGAGAUUAUAUGAUUAUAUUUCAGGAUUUUUAUGAUGCUAAUGAACUGUUCAAUUUCUUGAUUGAAUCUGCCAUGUUUAUAGGAGGUGAGCUUGGUAAUCCAGAUUGUUGGUUUGUGCCACCAAGUUUUAUUUCCAAGUAUUGGUUCCUGUGCCCAAAUUAUAAACCAACACGGCCUGAUAACUCUGUUGAGUUCGCUGUCUUUUUAGCUCAGAGAAUGCUGAAUCGAUUAAAAAGACGAAAGGAGUUGUAUAUCAUGCGAGACUUGAACCCAGAUCUGUUUCCUUCUCCAAACAUGGUGAAGGAAGAGAUAACUGACUACCAAGGAGACGAAGAAAAAGAUAAGGCACAAACAGAAAAGAAUGAUGCAUCAAUAGACAUACUUGUGAUUGAAACAAUCAAUCAGAAAGCGAUUCCACGCAUUAAAUCACCUAAUGUUUUUACAGUGUAGAAAUAAAACUAUUCGUAAAAGGUCGAAUAUUACCAAGUGCUUUAUUUAAUCAGGGAGGA